Didymosphaeria variabile is the source of this 1923-nucleotide messenger RNA. RefSeq lists its product as uncharacterized. Bases 1 to 1923 code for a protein of 640 amino acids. Gene Ontology annotation, molecular function: oxidoreductase activity; FAD binding. Lineage: Eukaryota; Fungi; Ascomycota; Dothideomycetes; Pleosporales; Didymosphaeriaceae. The record is from RefSeq and is a predicted model, not a curated record. The transcript has 2 exons.
AUGGCGCCUCUUUUACCUGCUCUUUUGCUAGCAAGUUCACUGCUUUCGAUACCCUCACAAGCGAGAAUAUUAUUCCCAUUCGAGCAACGUCAGUUGACCAAAGAAUACAUCGCAUCCCUCUCGGAAGAAGACCAGGCACUAUUUGGAUUCGACGAUGAGCUCAGUACCCUCGCGGUGAACACGACAGACAAGAGAUGUCGCUUCGGCCCAGCAGACGGAAAAUGGCCUGCAGAAAAGGCCUGGGCGAAAUUUUCUAAACAACUCAGUACGGACAGUGCCCUCAUCAAGACGACUCCUCAGGCGUCCGUAUGCUACGGGACGGCAAAAGAUGAUGCUAAGUGUCAAGAUCUUACAAAGAGCUGGAAUAACUCGUACACUCAUAUAGACGACCCAACGGAGGUGCUCUCGCCCAUAUAUCAAGGUCUUACCUGUCAACCUCCAUCGAUAUACAACAGUGGUAGCUGCACAUUGGGAGGCUAUCCUUCGUAUGUUGUCAAGGCAGCUGAUGUGCUGGAUAUUCAGCUGGGUAUUAACUUUGCGCGGAACGGCUACCUGCGUCUCAUCGUCAAGAACACUGGGCAUGAUUUCGGAGGCAAAUCGACCGGUGCUGGUGCAUUGAGUAUAUGGACGCAUGGGUUGAAGGACAUUCAAUUUCUUGAUAAUUACGCGGAUGGGAGUUACAAAGGUCCUGCUGUCAAGGCUGGUGCCGGAGUGCAGGCAUUCGACUUGUACAAAGCGGCUAAUGGCAAAGGCUUGGUUGUGGUUGGUGGUGAAGGACAGACUGUGGGCAUCAUGGGAGGAUACAUCCAAGGCGGCGGCCAUUCUCCGCUCAGCUCACUGUACGGCAUGGCAGCGGACCACGUCCUAGGUUUCGAAGUCGUAACCCCAACUGGAGAAUUCCUCACCGCGAACUCAACUAGCAACCCCGAUCUUUUCUUCGCCCUGCGUGGAGGAGGCGGUGGUACAUUCGGAGUAGUCACAUCCGUAACCAUCAAAGCCUUCAAAGACCUCCCCGUCACAGCCGCCUCCUGGUCCUUCGACAGCACCAAGCUCACCAAAGACAAAUUCUGGGCCGCUGCAAAAGCUGUUCUCGACCGCUCAACCGACUACGUCGACAGCGGAGUAUACACAUACUUUAUCGUAGCCCCAGGCGCGACCGGCAAAGACUUCACCUUCACAAUGCAGCCCUUUUUCGCCCCCAACAAAACCACAGCAGGUCUCAACACCAUCCUCGCACCACUCCAAUCCCAGCUUACAGCCCUUAACAUCCCCUUCUCCCCCAAGAUCACAGAGUAUAAAGGCUUCUACCCCGCAUGGCAAGCCGAAUUUUCCCUAGAAACCCAAUCCGACGUCCAAACAGCCUUCGGCUCGCGCCUCUUCCCCCGCUCAAACUUCGCCUCCGAAACAGGCCGGAACGUGACGUUCUCAGCGCUCCGCCAGACCGUCGAAGCGGGCAUGCCCAUCAUAGGCUUCAACCUCGCGCCUACCCUCGCGCGCGGUGGGAACCCUGAUAACGCGGUCAAUCCUGCGUGGCGCACCGCCGUGUUGCACGCCAUCACCGGUCAGAGGUGGGACGUCAAGGCGUCUGCCUCCGAUAUACGCGCUGCGCGCACGUCCUUCACUAACGGGACGAUGAAGCGGUGGCGCGAUGUCACGCCCGGAAGCGGAAGUUACCUCAAUGAAGCGGAUCGCCUGGAACCAAACUGGCAGCAGAGCUUCUGGGGCGACAAGUACGCCAAGCUGGCGCAGAUCAAGAAGGAGUGGGAUCCGAAAGAUGUGUUCUGGGCGGCGAAUGCCGUGGGGAGUGAGGGGUGGGUUGUAGAGAGUGUGGAUGGGCUGCCGAAUGAGAAUGGGAAGCUGUGUAAGGUGAAUGGGACGAAAACUGCAGUCGUGGAGAAAGAUAAAUUCAUCAGAGUGGUUUGA